Molecule: messenger RNA, 1992 nt
Organism: Nezara viridula (southern green stink bug)
Lineage: Eukaryota; Metazoa; Arthropoda; Insecta; Hemiptera; Pentatomidae
Source: the annotation of a GenBank genome assembly
CACGUUCAUAGGCUUAUGUCAAAACAUUGAACAGGAUUGUUUUGUUAAUGUGUUUCCUUGUCAUGAUUAUAUGUUGAAGAACCUUACAGACAUGCCAUCAGGUCAAGCAGAUUUAAAUAAAAGUGAAGCUGGACCUAUUACUGCUGAUGAAGAUUUUGAUAAAUCAGAAUUUAUACGUGAAAGUGGAAGGUUCUCAGCAUCCAACAAGAAUAUUAGCACUUCUACAGAAAAAUCAAUGAAUAGUGAAAAGCUCGAAACUAAAGAGUCCAGUAUGAAAGAAAAAGAUAGUACUCCUACUAGUAAGCUGAGCGCAGUUAACAAAGCAAAACAAUCAGUGGGCACACCUUCUCCGAGGCAGGAAAUCCUUGCCAGAGAAAUUUCCAAACUUCAAGACCUGAUGAUUAAACAUGAGGAGUCAUACGAGGAAGCCAUUCAGUCCCGUUCAGAAGAGGUAGAAAAUCUGAGAAAGAGGCUAGCUGAACUUGAAACUGGCAACAGCCUAGGGAAAAAACUAACUGAUGCCCAAUCACAGGUUGAUAAAUUGAAGAAAGAAUUGGAAGAGAGUCUUACUUGCAAACGCCAGUUAAUAAUGAUAAUGGAAGAAUAUGAGAAAACUAUUGCUCAAGUUGUAGCUAAAAGAGAGGAUGAAAAAAAGGAAUUUGAAUCCGCUAAGGAAGCCAUUGCAGCAGAGCGGGAUACAGCUCUUGCUCAUCUAAGCAAUAUGGAAAUUGCCUUCAAUGAUAUUCACCAGAAAUAUGAAAGGUGUAAAGCUGUUAUAGAAGCUUUUAAACAAAAUGAAGAAGCUUACAAAACAUCACUUCUUGAAAAUGAAAGAACCAUUCAACAGCUGGAAGAAAAUUACUUGCGACUUAAAGCUCAUGCUACUGAAAAACUUGAAGAAGCAAACAUUGAGCUUGAAAGAUUACAAAGCUCGCAUGUGUCAGAUACUGCUAAAAUGAAUGCUAUCAAUAGGAAAACAGAAAUCAGGAUAAAAUCACUUGAAGAAUCAUUAGAACAAAAGAAGAGAGAGGUAGAAGAGUUGACCAAGAUCUGCGAUGAUCUCAUCAGUAAGGUGGAAGAGAAAUAGGAUCCUUUCCAGUACAUAACUCUAGCCUUGUUACGAAUCGUCCAGGGAACAUAAAAUUUAAUUACCUUAAUUAAUGUUAAUUUAAGACUGUUUCGUGCAUUAUCUUGUUUUAUGCUUGGGCCUCAUCGCCUCGAGCUCCUACACUUAUUAAUACUUCCCUAAAUUUUUAUUUUUGUAAUACAAGUAAAAGGGAACGGUUGUAUAUAGAGAUUUAUUAUAAAAGAAUGUGUAAAUUUUAGGGAGCCCAAUAAUUUAUUAAUUCUCAUUCCUUACAGUAGUUUGUUGCAUUUGUGUCUAAUUGUAGAUAAUUUAGUGAAAUUGUACAAGAUUUUUAUUUGUUAUCAAUGUGAUAAAAACAAGCUCACAUUUAGUGUGGCAUGAUGUCUUGUUUUCUGUAACUUCCCUAUUAUUGCCUCAGGUAACUUACCCAAGGUUGUUGAAAUAAUCCCACAACACGAGAUCACAGUAUUUCUGUCUGUUGAUUAAUUUAAACUUUACCUACAUUAUAGAUUUAAGUAAAUUUUUUAAAGAUAGGUGUUUCUGAAUCACCUUCUUCUACCCAUCUAAUAAUCUUCAUCAAGGGUUAGCUAUAUAGCUAUACAAAUGAUAUUAUUUAUUAAAUGUUUUUUAAAAAUUUCUGUGAUAAUGUUCAUUAUUUAUUAGUUUUUCAGCAUAAGUAUCAAUAUUAUGUAUUUUUAUCAUGUAUUAAAUACUCCUCAGUAUUUGUUCUUUAUGUAUUUUAGUCUAUUUAUGUGUCAAAACUGAUAAUUCAUGUCUAAAAACUAUUGUUUUAAAAUAUUUUAUCAUUUUUAUUUUGAACCCUAAUCCCUUUAAAAUUCUAAAAUUACUUACAAUUUGUUUAGUUUUUAGUAAUUUUGCUAUAUGCAUGUUAAUUAAUCAUGGUU